This is a messenger RNA of Doryrhamphus excisus (bluestripe pipefish), 3102 nucleotides long. It is a transcript of the gene nudt6, whose product is annotated as nudix (nucleoside diphosphate linked moiety X)-type motif 6. Lineage: Eukaryota; Metazoa; Chordata; Actinopteri; Syngnathiformes; Syngnathidae. Gene Ontology annotation, molecular function: ADP-ribose diphosphatase activity; NAD binding; NADH pyrophosphatase activity. The record is from RefSeq and is a predicted model, not a curated record.
UUCAUGGGCUACCCACCGUGUGGCAUUUAAAGAGAACUUAAUAAACAUGGCAGCUUCCUUGCUUCUUUACAAACUUCUACCUGUGUUUCGCGCUGAGCUUCGCCGGAAGUGCCCUUACCGCGCGUUCUCGUCCACGAUAGCUGUCAGUCAGUUGCACCGGGAGGAGGGCACCGCCCCCGCGUUUCUGACCGGUAAAGUGGAUCGAUUCGGGGGGGUGACGGUGGACCUGGCGGCCGUCGGUGUUCCGGAGGACAUCAGUGAAAGUUCUUUUAGUGCGGUACUGAAAGAGUCCCUGGCCCGGUGGAAAGAGGAGGGCAAGGUGGCCGUGUGGCUCCGGGUCCCCAUGGCAUUGAGCCGCUGUGCCGCCAGCGCCGCCGCCCAGGGCUUCACCUUCCAUCAUGCCCAAGAUCACCACGCCGUCCUGGCCCUCUGGCUGGGGGAGGGGCACAGCAGGCUACCCUGCUACGCUACGCACCAAGUCGGGGUCGCAGGUGCAGUUGUGGACGAGUCCAAUGGGAAGGUGCUCGUGGUGCAAGACCGAAACAAGAGUCUGAAUGCCUGGAAGUUUCCUGGCGGUUUGUCGGAUCCAGGAGAGAAUAUCGGAGCGACGGCGGUACGGGAAGUCUUUGAGGAAACGGGCGUUCGCUCCGAGUUCCGAUCCCUGCUGAGCAUCCGGCAGCAACACCAGCACCCGGGCGCCUUUGGCAUGUCCGACAUGUACAUCAUCUGCCGCCUCAGCCCGCUCAGCUACCGCAUCGACUUCUGCCCCCACGAGUGUCUGCGAUGCGAGUGGCUCGACCUGAACGAGCUAGCCCGGACCGCCCAGACCACGCCCAUCACGUCCCGCGUAGCCAAGCUGCUGCUCCACGGUCUGGAGCGCGGCUUCCAGCACAUUGACCUCACCAUGGAGGAGCUCCCGUCCGUUUACUCUGGGAUGUUUUACCAGCUUUACCACAGACAGAUUCCGCAGUCUUAGUCGUGGACUUGGUUUUCUUUGGGCUCGGGUGCUGUGCACUCACACAAAUUAUCACGACUGCCCACUCAUGGACUUUAACGCCGUUGAGCCCAUUCAUGCAUUUCAGACAAACAGUGCAUUUGACAACCGGAUUUUCUAUCAUCCCAACUCAGCAAAUAGCAACAAACUACGUGGGGCAGUGCCCCUACACUUGAAGGAACUGAAUAAAAAGUAGGCAAUUUUUGCAGUUUUUGAGAUUGUUCAAGUCCCGGUUGGAGCUGGAUGUGUUAUUUGGUGCCGGAUCGUUGCGGGUUCGGAAUUAGUUUGCUUUCGCUUUUUAACACUGAACAACUAAAAAAAAGUAUUUCAAACCAAUCAUGUUCCAAAUGAAUUAUGUGAAAAAAAGCACGUUUUUAUGAAAACUGACGGAGAUACCGUUUUUGGAUCAUUGACAGACCUCAAGUCCUGUUACAUUCACGUGCACAAAACUUGAAAAAAAAAAAUAAGACCGGGGGCUGUUUUUUUUGUACAAAAGAAUCAACAGUCCCGAUUCCACAAGUUCCCCAAUCGGUGGCUUGAUUGACAGCCAUACUCAACACUCUGACCACUCAUAAAGUGUGCUUGAACGCCCCCAAAGUAAAUCCUUGAUCACGGUUAAUCAUUUCCGUAAUAAUUUUUUUCCACAAAGUAGCAUAGCUUAUUUCUAAAUUGAAUAUUUUAAACACAAUUAGAGCCCUCUAGACAAGAAAUAACACCCCUAUGGUCACCUUUAAACUCCUAUUAUCCAACAUAGUAGACAUAGUAUAAGACUCAAACAUGCUAGCAUUGGGAGAAACCCUCGUACUUUUUCUACUUCCUCCAGUUUCAUCAAUGUAACAUUACUGCCACCUAGCGACCAAUGUCGAAUACGACAUACUACAACACGGAUGCAUUUUCUGAAAGCCUUAUAUUUGCCAUUUUUAUGCUUAAGUUAGGCUAACAAAAUUCAUAAAUUUACAUAAAUAUGUUAAGAGUAACGAUGUAUGAACUAGUGUAUUUUUCAGCAACCACGAUGGAAUCAAACUGGAAAAUUAGCAUCACAAAGUGGCGAGGGAUGACUGUACAGAAUUUGUUCAUUGUUCAUUGUUCUGCGCGCCUGCCAUGAACAAAUAAAACUAUGAGUAAAUCAAACAAAAACACGCAAAAUAAUGAUGAUCUGUCCAUGGUGUCCCAACUCGAAAAGAACCACUUGUUAGCCACACUGAACAAAAUAAUAAUAUGUCACAAACCCAAUCCUUGGGUGCGGGUAUACAAAAACCAAGCUAGCGCUCUAUUUAAUUUGACCAGGCUGGUGAACCACCCCCCCCCCCCCCCCCCGAAAAACUGAAUGAACCUACUUUAGGGGCAUAGUCGUAUUUGAUGAGUUGGGAGAAGAAACCCUCUAAGCUAACUUCUAAGCUAGCUCCGUCACCGGACUGAACGUCACUUUGCCUCGGGAUCGGUUUUUGUGUUCCGGUCCAGUGCGGUGCAAAGACUGCAAGACACUUCAGGAAAUUCCGAGUCCUCUUAAGUGUUCGAAGUUCAAAAAAACGUGUGUCAAGUGAAGUUGUCUGCAGUACUCUGCAGUAAAAAAAACUAGUUCCCAUAGUUUCGAAAAGUCAAGCAGGUGGGGGUGGGGGGUCGGGGGGGGUCAUAAAAGAUCACAGCUACAGUACCUUCCUUCACCGCCAUCAAACCGUAGACGUUUGUCCAACCUUAGCACUUGGCGGACAUCGGUAGAAACAGUAUCGCCUUCUGACCCGGUCCGGUUUUGCUUCCAGACUUGUACUGGCCGGUCCUCUUCAGCGCCACGUACAUGCUAGGGUAUUUCCUGGAGCGGUAGGUGUUGUAGUUGUUGCUCUCCAAGCGCUCCAGGAAGUAGCAUUCUUCCGUUGCGCGUCUCUGAAAGCGAAAACGAGAAGAAUUAGACAAGAGUAUCUGGAUAACUGGUUUGUUUUUGUUUUGAGUUGUUGCAGGGGUGAUGAAUAAAGACACUCUCUAUGCAUGUGGUCCUUUGCUGUGUUUUAGCUUUAGCGCUUUUGGCUAUUAAACCCAUAAGUAUGCAGAGAGGGGUCUUUAAGCGCUGAUCAUGUAUUGACGCCCUCGGGAUUCGAACCCCAGAGUGGAAA